CAUAAAGCAUGCGAAUGUUGGUUGGUUAUACGAGUAGGAGGAGAUUUCCAUGCUCAUGCUCAACCAAAUUGCAGAUAACGGACCAAUCAUUGGGUAACGUUGUUAUCCUUUUACCUUCUCUACUUGCUUUACGAGGGAAGAAACCAAAACCUAAGAGGAAAUAAGAACGAAACUUCAUGCAUUAGUGAGCUAGUUUGCUGCUUUGUAGGGAUUAAUGUUGGGUCUUACUGCUCUUACCGUCCUUCGAACCAGAAGAAACCUCAACUUCUCCACUACUUAUAGGCUUCUCUACGACCAAUCAUGGAUCUCUGUUCCUCUAAAUCCCCCCAUGAAUUGGCCUGUACAAUCACAACACGCCAAAACACAGCCCAUGUUGCAGCCACCAUCCACCUCCUUCCAACAGCACUGCCAACCACAAGAGCAGACAGAUCAUCAAAGAGAAAACCCUGACUCGAACCUUUUCCAAAAGGACUGUGCCACCAUCUGCAACCUGCUUAGGGACCCUAACCUCUCUGCUGGCCCAACUUUCGAAGCUGCUUUAAACCAAACUGGCAUCAAACCAAGUCCAAUUUUGUUAGAGGCAAUAUUCAACCACUUAGAUUAUUCCCCUAAACCACUCUACACUCUCUUUCGCUGGGCUGAGCAUCAGCCCUCCUAUUGCUCCACUACUCCUGUCUUCAACUCCAUGAUUGAUAUCCUUGCAAAGGCAAGAGAAUUUGAUUUAGUCUGGUCUCUGAUGCUUGAAUGUCUUAACUCUAACGUGAACCCAUCAUUGAUCUCUAGUGAUACCUUUGCAAUACUCAUGAGACGCUAUGCUCGUGCAGAUAUGCCCCAGGCCUCUAUUCGAACUUUUGAAUUUGCACAUAAAUCUGACACAGUCCAUAGGUUGGAUUUGAAUUUGGACUUGUUUGAUGUAUUGUUAGAUUCCCUUUGCAAGGAAGGACAUGCCAGGAUUGCUUCAGCGUAUCUUGAUCAAAGGAAGCAACUGGAACCUGGGUGGAUUCCAACAAUAAGGGUUUACAAUAUUCUCCUUAAUGGAUGGUUUCGGUCAAGAAAGCUUAAGCAGGCUGAACGACUAUGGGAAGUGAUGAGAAAAGAGAAUGUGGCUCCAACUGUUGUAACUUAUGGUACCAUUAUUGAAGGGUACUGCCGGAUGCGUAGAGUUGACCAGGCAAUUGAAUUAAUUGGAGAAAUGAGGAGAGAAGGGAUUGAGCCCAAUGACAUUGUCUGUAACCCAAUUAUUGAUGCUUUGAGUGAAGCUGGGAGGUUUAAAGAAGCAUUGGCAAUGAUGGAACGACUCUCAAUUUCAGAUUCAGGUCCCACUGUCUCAACUUACAAUUCUCUGGUCAAGGGUUACUGCAAGGCAGGAGAUCUUGUCAGGGCAAGUAAGACAUUGAAAAUGAUGAUUGGAAGGGGAUUUGUCCCGACCCCAACUACUUACAAUUACUUUUUCCGGCAUUUCUCAAGAUUUGGAAAGAUUGAAGAGGGAAUGAACCUGUACACUAAGAUGACUGAAUCAGGCUAUGUGCCAGAUCGUCUCACUUACCAUCUAUUGAUCAAGAUGUUGUGUGAACAGGGGAGAUUGGAUUUGGCUGUUCAAGUUAGGAAGGAAAUGAUGGUCAGGGGGUUUGAUUCAGACCUUGCCACAAGCACCAUGUUGGUCCAUUUGCUUUGCAGAUUACAUAGAUUUGAGGAGGCAGGUGAGGAGUUUGAGGACAUGAUCCGGAGAGGGAUUGUGCCUCAGUACCUUACUUAUCGGAAGCUGGUUGAAGAACUAAAGAAAUCAGGAAUGACAGAGAUAGCACGGAGGAUUUCUGCUCGAAUGGCUUCUAUUCCACAUUCAAAGAAAUUGCCAGACAGAUAUAAAGAAGGAACAGAUGGGUCACAUGAGUUCAGAUCAUCAAUAAUGCGGAGAGCCCAAGCAAUGUCUGACAUUCUGAAAACUUGUAAAGAUCCAAGGAAACUCAGAAAGCUUAGGUGCUCAUCUAAUAAUGUUGUUGAGAGUGCAAACAUCUUAGUGGAGGAUAUAAAAAGAAGAAUUAAUGGAACAUGAAACAAUAGAUGUUUUAGUGUUUGGGGUCAGAAAAGAAAAGGCUCUUUAAAUGACUAUGUGAUUGUCCUUACUUUUUUCACUCAGAAUGAUUAUAUGUGUGUGUGUGACUAUG
Nelumbo nucifera (sacred lotus) is the source of this 2165-nucleotide messenger RNA. RefSeq names its product Pentatricopeptide repeat (PPR) superfamily protein. The record is from RefSeq and is a predicted model, not a curated record. Gene Ontology annotation, molecular function: protein binding. Lineage: Eukaryota; Viridiplantae; Streptophyta; Magnoliopsida; Proteales; Nelumbonaceae.